CCCACCAACAACAAGAUGCUAAAAUUGUUGCUGUCGCUGCUUUUGCUGUGCACUUUGGCCUCGGCACGUCCCGGCUAUUUGCAUGGCCACCACCACCACUAUCCGGAGUAUCCACUCUUGGCCCACCACCACGUUGAGCCACUGCAUGUGGCCAAAAUUGUGCAUGUGCCGGCGGCUGUUUCGCAUCAGAGCUCCACGGUGGUGCACAGUGUACCGCAUCACAUUAUCAAGCCAGUGGUGCUGCCAACGGUGAUUAAGACUGUGGUGCAUCCGCCCAUUAUUAAGGCUUAUCAUCCAGCGCCCAUUAUCAAGGCUUAUCAUCCCUAUGAUCCUUAUCAUUUGCAUCAUCAUCAUGACUUCCAUGACUAUCAUCAUUAUCAUUAAAAGGCUGCCACUUGAAAUGUCAUCCGCCACUCUAUACUCCCACCACCACCAAUAGCACCACUCAACCACUCAACCACCCAACACGAUCUAAGGAUUGCCUGCUGACUUGCUGUGUAUGUAUGUGUGUGUACACUUGUUGUCCAGAAGCUCGACAAAAUAUGUAUAAAAAUGCGUUUAAAAUAUCUAAAUAUAAACUAAAUAAAUCUGUAUAAAAUUACAACUAAUUGUGUUUGUCUUAAUAAAUCUGUAUAAAAUUA
This is a messenger RNA of Drosophila innubila, 641 nucleotides long. Its product is annotated as histidine-rich glycoprotein. The record is from RefSeq and is a predicted model, not a curated record. The coding region runs from base 16 to 384 and encodes 122 amino acids. NCBI's taxonomy places the organism in Eukaryota, Metazoa, Arthropoda, Insecta, Diptera, Drosophilidae. The transcript is spliced from 2 exons.